GCACCUCGUGCCCCAGGAUGGACUUUGCCGCCCCAGACACACCUCAGAGCCAGAGGUUUAUGGCUCCCACCUGCUCUGCUGGACAGGAAGUGGAGUCUCUUCCCAGGUCUCUCCACCCUCCGUGGUCCAGGGAGUGGUUCCAGGAAACCGUGCUCAGCUCCCCAGCCCAGGAACAGAGAGCAGGCUGACCAGGCUGGGAAAUGCUGGGUGAUUCGAGCCAUGCUGGAGUUUGAACCCACUCAGCUGAUGGGUGGUUCUGGGGAAGCACACGUGGCUUCCCCGUCUCAGCCUCCCGUGGUCUUCCCUCAGUGACUCACGCAAACGUGACUCAUCUUGGGGAAGGACAUUCGUGUGGCCUGAGGCAGAGGCCUCAGUGGACAGGCUGGGGAAGGCACCGUGAUGCCCUCAGCCCCUUCCCACGAGGAGGCCACCUGUCUGGCCUGCAAGAGGCCCCACAAAGGACCUGUGGACACACCUCCUGCUGGCCGUGCCUCAUCUGCCCUCUGGGAUGGGGGCCCAGCCCUCCUGCAAGGUCCUGCUGUGUCCAUGGUGCAAGGAGGAGGGGCACACAGACCCUGUCACAGUCCCCGUGCCACUGGGCACUCUGGAGGAGAUGCAUUGUGAGGAACACGGGGAGAAGGUAUGCUUCUUCUGUGGACAUGAUGCUCAGCUCCUGUGCACGCGCUGUCGAGAGGGCCCCUCCCACCACACCCACGCCGUGGGCUUCCUGGACGGGGCCUGCCAGCCCAACCAGUCUUGCAGGAACUUCAACGCCAGCCUCAGAGGCCCCUCGGUGAUGGACGCCAAGAACCAUCUCUCUCAUCAUCCAGUCACCAGGUCUGCAAGCGAUUUCUCAGAGGCACCUCUUGGGUCUUUAACUCGGCCUCAUCCCCACAACCGCCACCAAAUCCAGGCUCUCAGUGCUUCACCCAGACAUUGGACGGCCUCGGACGUGCUCCCUGCCUCCGCUCUCUCUGUCUCCGAUCACCCUCCAACCCUCCACGAGGACGGUGUCAGGACUCAGUUGGAAGCCCUGAGGGUGGAGGGAGAAGAGAUUGAGGACAUAAAGAGUCGUGAAGACCAGAAGUUCCAAAUGCUUCUGACUCACAUCGAAAUCAGGAAGCAGCAGGUAGAAGCCGUGUUUGAGAAGUUGCAGCAGGAGCUGAGGGAACAGCGGGGCCUCCUGCUGGCCAGGCUGAGGGGGCUGGAGGUGCAGGUCUGCGAGGAGCGAGAAGACUACGUCUCCAAGUUCUCCGAGGAGGUUGCCAGGCGCAGAGCUGAGGCCGAGGAGCUGGAGAACUGCCAGCAGCUGGCAAGUGUCCUGCUACCUGUGGGGGGCUGUCCACAACCUGCCUCGUGGGAUGGGAGAGGGAUUGCUCAGGCAGGGACAGCAGCUGAGGUUGGGAGAUGCUGCAGAGGGGCAGGAGAGGGGAGCAGAGGUCUUCUGCUAGGAGGGACUGGUAGCUGUCGGGUUUCUUCAGCCCAGAGACGCUACAGAGGGGCAGACCCCGAAAGGCUGGAUGACUUGACCCUGCACUGCGGUCGUGUCAAAGACUCUGGAAUCAGCCGUUCUUGGGUUUGAGGGCAGGCUCUUCCAGCCGUGUGGCCUCAGUGAGCCUUGCGCCCGCCUAAACAUGGGGAUAACAGUAGCACCUCCUUCCUAGAGCUCCUGCAAAGAUGAUAAACAAUCCGUACCAAAUGCCUCGCAUGGUCCUGGUUCACAGAGAGAACUCCAUAGUGGCGUCUGUUUCGAUGGUCCUCACGUUAUCCUGCGUCACAUCAGGUUCGGCUGGUAACUCAAGGCCUGGACCCUGUUCUCCACCAUGUCUCAAUCACUGGAGGCAGAACACGCUCCCAAGAUGAGGCUAAGACAAAGAAGUGAGCUUGAAUGAUCUGGCCAGAGUCCCACAUUAGUAGGGAGGCAUGGUGCAAAAGAAUAAUCUGAUGGGUAGGUCAUUAGACACACAGAACUUUCUUCAAGAGGAGAACUUUGAGCCAAUGCGUUACGAAGAACGGAUGUGCAGGCUCUCUGGCGGGAAGGACCUGAGGACACUGAGUGCAUGUUCUUUUUCUUUUGUAGGAUGUGGGCGUCAGCCAGAGCAGGUAGGGCCUCCUCCCAGUCCUGCUUCCUUCACACAUGGGGUGUAUACUUUGUAUCCGUCACCUGUGUCCCCUGGGCACGGACAUUGGGGGGCACUCUGACCUCGCCCUCCAGCGGGCUGCGCGGAAACGCAAAACUGCUUUGGCAGACACACACACAGGCAGCCUGCACUCAAAGGUGUGAGAAGACUUUUGUGAGUCCAGAGACCAUUUCUCCUGCCCUUGUCAAGAAGAUCCGAGAUGUUCACAGGAAAAUCCUGCCCCUCCCAGAGAUGCUAAGGACCUUCUCAGGGACAUGCACUGGCAGGUGGGGGCUGCUCCUGUGCCAUUAGAGCACAGCAGGAGGCAUGAAGCAGAUGCCUUCUCCUCCUUCCCCACGGGGUCCCCAGGUCUGCCCUGGGGAGUACCUGUAAGAGAUGGCAAGUCACAUACCUUUCUAUUUCUGCUUCGCUCAGAAAGCCUGGUGCAUCAUCUGGAAACAGACUCAGGGGCCGGGACCCGGGACCCUCCGGCCGCCAGCUGUAGCACGGCCCACUCCGAGGACAGGAAGCCGACGAGGUUCACCCGGGACCAGCAGGACCUGCCUCACUGCCCCUGGAGCUCCCAGGGUGUCCCCUUGGCGCUCCGCUGCCCCGGCGGCACCUCCGGGCGCCCCCGCGGGCAUGUGCAAGUGCAGCCCAGAGCCCGCAGAGGGCGUCCUAAUACAGUGUACGACGAACCAGCCAGACGCUGAAAACUUGAAAGGCAACGGAAUCUGUGACCGCGACACAAGCCUGUCCCUCCUUGUAACUCCGAGUUUCCUGAUUUACCAGACCCCACCGUUCAAUAAAGUGACAUUUGCUUUCAGGUCCAACUAACCUCUCAAAUAUGUAUUAUCGUCCCCGUUCCUGUUGGAUGAUGAGGCUUUGUCUCACUUCCCCUGCACUCAACUCGUGUUCUGGGCAGGCCAGGCGUUUUGGCCGCGUGUGAAGUUGAGAACACAAAUGAGCUGCUUACACUGUAUUUCCACGUCUAGUGCUGCUACUCUCACGGUGAGUGUCCAGUGAUUUAGGCUGUGGGUAUGCAUCUAGGGAGGCCCUGGGCCAAAAUUAAAUUGCCCUGCAUAAGGAAGAAAGUAGGAUUCAGAGGCUUCAGGGAAAAGUUGAGUCUGAGGACUGGAGCUGCCUCGAGGGAAAGAAUCCACUUGGUGGCCCCACUGGAAAACCUGAAAAUAUUUGUGUUGCAAUGUUUGUGAUGUAAAACCGGCCUUUAUCGCCUGCACAGGAGCCUCAGCCUAGUUGACCUUGGGCUCGAUGCUUCUGGAAGCCUUGCUGGGCUCCGGGAAUCUGGAAUGUGAGAGGCUGAGCACUGUUCACUACCGGGCAGGAGGCAAACAGAGACUCCACAAAACAAGUGUGUGGCUGCUGGUUUACGUGAGGAGCUGUCACACACCGGGACGUGCCCCUGAGGACCAGGGCGGCCCAGGUGGAGUCUGUCCAAAGCCCAAGAACAGUAAUUACAGCAGGCAGCAUGUGACAGACACCCGGGCCAGAGCACUGCCUCUGUGCCCUGGUCGUGCUCCGCAGGCUUGCUGGCUUUCCUCAUGCCAUUUUCCCCACGCAUCUCCGUUCUUUCCUU
Acinonyx jubatus (cheetah) is the source of this 3717-nucleotide messenger RNA. RefSeq names its product tripartite motif-containing protein 15-like. Lineage: Eukaryota; Metazoa; Chordata; Mammalia; Carnivora; Felidae. The transcript has 9 exons. Gene Ontology annotation, molecular function: zinc ion binding. The coding region runs from base 509 to 1582 and encodes 357 amino acids. The record is from RefSeq and is a predicted model, not a curated record.